Stegastes partitus (bicolor damselfish) is the source of this 5579-nucleotide messenger RNA. RefSeq names its product cytokine receptor family, class I receptor 4 (gene crfa4). The transcript is spliced from 9 exons. Gene Ontology annotation, biological process: cytokine-mediated signaling pathway. Gene Ontology annotation, molecular function: protein binding; cytokine receptor activity. Gene Ontology annotation, cellular component: external side of plasma membrane. Lineage: Eukaryota; Metazoa; Chordata; Actinopteri; Pomacentridae. The record is from RefSeq and is a predicted model, not a curated record. Bases 146 to 1711 code for a protein of 521 amino acids.
CCUCCGCGGCUGCAUGAGCAGCUCCCGCCGCCGCACACGCUCUUCUCCCGGACUACCGGCUGCAGCGGUCCCGAUCCCGGUCCCGAUCCCGGUGCGGAGCUGCGUUUGAGGAAGAGGCGCUAACAGGCUGACAGACGGCGGCAGGAUGCUGUGGCUGCUGCUCUGUUUGCUUCCUCUGGUCGCCUGCAGCAGGAUCGUCGCCCAGGAGGUCACUCAUACAGACAAACACAAUGAUGGGGAGGCGGUUGCCACGACAACGAGGCCUCACAUCUACUUCUGCCGCUCGCCCAACAUGGAGGACUUCACCUGCUGGUGGCAUCCGCUGGACAGUCUGGCGGACGGAGAGGAGGUCACCUACGUCUUCACCUACUCCAUAGAGAAGGGGCCCAAACAUCAAUGUCCAGACUACGUAUCCGCCGGCCCCAACAGCUGCCACUUCGACAGCAGCCACACGUCCAUAUGGAGGGCCUACUGCAUGAACGUGACCGCUGUGACCACCCGCCGGAACUACACCUCCCAGGAGCACUGCGUGGACGUGGCAGAGAUCGUCCAGGCUGAAGCUCCGGUCAACCUGACCUAUACGCUGACAGACGCCGGCGGGGAUGAAAUGGGCCACAACGCACUGCUGACCUGGAGGUAUCCGGUGCCCUCGGACCUGCAGUACGGCUGGAUCACGCUGGUGUACGAGCUGCAGUACAGACGCAUUACUGAGCCCGACAACUGGAAGGUGAAGCAUCCUCUGCGUGAGCCUCGUGUGGAGCUGCUCGGUCUCCCCGUCGGCGACUACGUGGUCCGAGUUCGCUGUCGGUCGCACACCUCCGUCCUGUGGAGCAAAUGGAGCUCCACGCUGUUAAUGAGCAUGCCCGCCAGGCCGCCCACAGGUAAACUCCUGGUGCUGAUUCUGGUGACGGGGGUCGGAGUGGUGGCUCUGCUGGUCAUCACCUUUGGUAUUAUUCCACAGAGCAGGAGAAUUAAAGAGUACUUCCUGCCGCCCGUUCCGAAGCCGCGGAUCAUCGGCAUCGACCCGCUGCUCUUGAAGAAGGGGAACUUGGACGAAAUCAACCGUCACUUCAGUAACUUCCACAGCUACAAAUCUCCGUGCUACUACGAGGAAGUCUGGGACCAGGUAAGCGCUGACGACGCCUAUCUCACCUCACUGAAGGACUGUGGCAUCCCGGGCGGCCUCACAGACAAGCAGAAAGACACUUUCGUGGUUCCCUCUGACCCAACGCCCAUGACCGCCCACCAUCAGCUCACGACCCAAAACCCGACAGCGUACGUGCAGAGCCUGUCGCCUUGCUGCUCCCUGCCUCCCCAAGCCUUCACCCCAUCGCUGGAGGUGCCGUCCCCGUGGCCGAGGCCGGAGAUCGUGUCGCUGCCGGGGACGGACUACAGCAUGGCCAUCCCCGCCUCCGGCAUGACUGCUUUCAGCACCAACCAAGCACCGCAGGAUUUCUACACCUGCGUCCAGCUCAUGAAUGAAAGCGGCAAGGUGCAUCUGGUGCCCUGUUUGCCGCCGGCGUACUGCCAGGAGUUCCCGCCUCUCCCGAGGGUCGAUUUAGACGCCGCAGUGAAGGAUGAGAACAGGAAAAAGCUAACUGACUACCAAACCAUGAAGAAUGUGAUGAGCGGGCUGAAAGAUGGCGGUGAUGCUGAGAGGAGCGAAGCGGCUGUGCCUCUGCUGCCUGCUGCUGGUGACAACAAGGGUUGAAUGACAGGAACUAACAAAAACAUAAGACGUACUGAAACAUGGACACUAUUACUCAGAUGUACAGACUCAGAACGUCUGUACAUCAAAGCUUUUGAGAAGACUUUAAAACAGCAAUGAAUCUGCAGGACACUGACCUUGGAAGAGGCUUUUUGAGUUAUCAGGUGCCUCGAACUUGAAGUGGUGCAAUAACAGCAUGUUUUUCUUUGCAAAACUUCCUCUGGACCUCAACUGCUUUCUGUCUUUAGUGUCUCUGGUCAUUGUUUGGAUGCAGUUGCUCUGCGAGGGACCAAACCUGUUGUUGUUAAAGGUGCACUUGGCAAGAUUUUACUUUAAAAAUCCACAUUUGCUGGAGUUAAUUUUUGAGGAAUCAAAAGUUUGGAGCAAAAUUAAAAACUAAACUGGCACUGAUGAGUUGAAGGGUACAGCCUGUCAUGAUUCAUGUCAAUGAAGGCCAUCAGACUUGAAGAAAUUGCAAAGUUGCCUCAUUCAGCUUUGACUAAAUCAAUUUCCACAUGCUGCGUCUCCCAGAUUGUCUCAACAAAGCUUUUCAUUCGGAGCCUUUCUCAGGAAAAAGGAAAAGUGCAGUGCUGUUUUAGGUCGAGGACUCCUGUUGCUUCAAGGCCAGACGACAAAGAUUUACUCAUUCAGACCCUCUUCUUGGUAGUUUCACACGAGACAAUGAGUGUCUUCUAAAACAAAGCAGAUGUGUUUAAAUGUGCUAAAAUGCAACCGCUAAUAUCAGCGCAUCUCCGCUAACAUCCAUAAGAUUUUCCGAUUCAGGAUGUGGGCUUAUUCCAUUAUUACACAUGCAGCGGCACCGACAUGUGCCCGCUCAUGAAGGGAGUAGCUGAUUAUCCUGAACAUGAGUGGAAUAUUAAUCUGCACACGGAGCUGUCUCCUUAUCUUUCUCUGAUGUCUCUGGUGGAUUUUCAGUCCAAUGGAUUUAUUCCAGAAAUCCAAGGAAUCAACAAAAAGUAACUCCCUCAGGAUCAUGUAAGCUGUGAAUUUAAGUUCCCGCUGCAGAAUAUCAGCAGAUGUCUUUUAAUUCUGCUCAGGAGGUUAAAUAAACGUCCACCACUGUUCUGAUAUUCCUGCAUGUGUCUCGAAAAACUUUUAAAGAGAAAAUACAAAGAGUUUUAUUUUCAAUAAAUGAAAAGACUUUAAACUAUUACUCCAGAAGUAUGAAAAUAUUUUUUCUAAUGGAUCAUUUUAGCCCUGCGCAACGCUAUUACAAAAAGGUUUAGUAUGUUUUACUAAAAGACUAACCUCAGGUAGUAUUUUGGAAUUCAGAGCAAAAUUCUGACAGACAUAAGUUAGUUUUAAAUUUUUAGUUUGUCUCCCUCAGGUCCAAGGAUUACUGAAGAAAAGGAGCUGAGAGAAUGAUUUUUCAGAAUAAACCAAAAUGAUCUGUCCAUCUGCUACUGGCUGGUGUUUGGUACCGGAUGGUUUCACUCCUUGUGGUUCAAACUUUUCUUUAAAUCUAUUUUGUGCCAUGUUUUCGGCUGCGGGUCGUGGUGGCAGCUAAAAUAAGAAAGAUCCCUGGCCACAUCCUUCAGACAGAUGGCAUGAAUAAUCCUCGUCUUGAUGUUCGUUAAAUUUGAGGCAUCUGCUUUAUUGACUCUCUCCUGUACAAACUGGCGGUCGAGGAGGGUUCGGUACAUCUGUGGAUCUGUUGGAUCCCACACCACAACGGAAACAAGAGGUUGUAGACGUUUCUCACACCUACCUCGAGUUGUCCAGUGUCCAGAGUGAAUUGUCACUCGUGGGCAAGACUUCAACAUGCUUGAACUCCUUUAUUUGGGGGGGCAUCAGCUUUGAUUGGUUUAACUGGAUUAAUUCCAGCAUGUUCAGUCCCAAACUUAGAGAUCCUGAUCCUCACAUUUGAUAUCAAACUGCUCCCAUGGAUGCUGGUGGCCACAACUCUUGGUAAUAAAGUAUUUUAUCAAGGUCCUGUGAUAGUAAGCCUGUUAUUUAGUUUCACAUGUUGCCAAACACGCAGUCAGGCACCAAAUUAAAGCCACCAACGCAGUUCGUUUUGGACUCUUGAGCCUCAGAGAAAUAUUGUAACCACGGUUUUGAGCUGUUUAGAUGGUUCUUAAGUUUUCUACCUUCCAUGUUUUUGUUGUCUGACGUGUAACUAAAACCAUGUGUGUAUCAAACUGCUCUGAGGUGGAUUACGGUGCUUAUCAGGGCACGGUGAAAAGCAAUACGGACUUGGCAGAAGUGGACCACGAACUAUAAAACUCUUGUCUUGAUGUGAACACCUCCUUCGCCGGUGAUACUUUGAACCAGCAUUGAUGAUGUGCCGUCACUGUGCUUUUUCUCUCCUUGAUGUUGCAGUUAGACAUCGUGCUGUCGUCUCUUUUUUUGUGCCUGUACGUGCCUUUUUUUUUUCACAGUUUGCUUUUCCUCUUGUUGUGUUGAAAUCUCAGCAGCAAACGUGCCACUCCUACACACCUACGAAUGGAUGAUACACAAUACGCACUCCUGGGCUGCGUUGAGCAUGUAUAGAGCCGCUGACCUUUUAUUGUGACAAGUCAAGGUUUCAUUGAAGCACCGAGCUGCACGACUUUAUUCUUGUCAGACAAACGCACUGUGGAUUCAAUGCAAUAAAGAGUGAAAAGGCAUCGAGAAGUGUGCAGGGUUUAUCAUUUAUAACUGAGAAUUUAAAAGAGGUGGCUAAGAAAAUGGAACGGAUGAUGUUUUAGUGCCAUUUAUGUGCAGUGGGGACAUUAAGUGCCAAUUAAUGCAAUGACUUGUGACUUUUAUAGCUCUGAAAAACAACAGUGCAGGAAAGUCUUGGAUCAUUCUGUUUUAUUUCAGCUUUCCAAUUAGUCCUCUGAACUCUAAGCAGUUUCUCUGCAUUUUUUUGCUCUUGUCCCCUUUUUCAUUACUCUUUUUUUUCUCACUUCAAUAUAAAGUCCUGCAGAACAAUCACAGCUGGAGAGAGAACUGUCUUCGUGCAGUAUAACACAGUUAGGAUGCCAUUAAUCUUAAAAAAGAGAAAUGGGGCAAAGGCUUGAAUUUCUUUCUUUAUUUUACAAAAUGAAAAGAAAACAAUCGUGCAAAGUUCACAUGAUGCAUUAUUGUGAAGAAAAUAAACCGGAUUUGUCCUUGAGAGCAGCUCAGCCAUAAAUUACCUCUAAGUUAUUCUACAUGAGUGGAUAAGAAUAAAUGGCUGGAGAACGUGAUCAAGGAAGAUUCAGUUUGCGGGACUGUUGGGUGUAAAUGCUGAAGACAAAUAUAUUGUAUUUUCCUGCCACUAUGUUUUCGUUUGAACUGAUUUUACAAGCGAUUUCCGAAUGAAGAGGUGUAUUUUUGGACAGAAGUGCUCGUGUUUGUCAGCUAGGUUAAAGACGGUUUGAUUAGGAAGCGCUACACUACGUUUGCAGAUAUGUUCAGAACUUGUUAUAUGCAAAUAAUUUACCUCACAACCUGUCCACAGCCGUGUAGCAUUAGCACAGCGCUACGCCGCCACAUGCUGAUAGCAUUCUUGCUUUUUAGCUUGCGACUAAAUGUGCCCUUUUGUUAAGUUGUGGCAAUUGACCCCCUUAAAGAAUAAAAAAUAACAUGUUUUAUUUAAGCUAAGCUAAUCUGUGGUUAGCAACAUGUGACAUGCUAGCUAGCUCCAUGUUUGUUUGUACAUCCCAGCUGAAGUCAACGAAAGAAUAUUGGUUAAAUAUCUCCUGAGAACUGAGAGGAAACAUGUUUUCUUACACUUCCAUAUGCACGAGUAAUGUUUUUUACUUUUGAAAUUCGUAUUUGUUCAUUUCUCUAUCGUUUAUUCACUGAAGAAUUGUAUUGCUAAACAUUUGUUGUCCGCUCAAAGCACUUUCCCGUUACGGUAAAUAAAGUUUAUUCACAUUCA